AAAAAAGUUGCUUGUUUGCUUUAUUUUAAAGCUUUUUUACACCUUUCUAUCUGUUUAUCAUGGAGAAACUUCUGCAGUGGGCUGUUCAAAACAGCGACAAAGAGGAAUUGCAGCGAACGGCCGAAGCAGUACGCAGCGGUAACGCCAAUAUCGAUCCCAAGAAAUUUGAUCCCGCCGUCAUCGAGGCCAUUCUCGGCAAAGACGAUGCCACGCGUAUGAAAGAGGCUCUUCAAUGUAUUUGCGAUCCGGAGGAUACAAUCGAAAACAAGGAAAUCGCGUUGGAUAAUUUUGAACUGUUGAUUGAAGGCAUCGAUAACGCGAAAAAUAUCGAGAAUAUGAAAUUAUGGCCACAGAUCAUUGGUCAGUUGGGUGCCAAAGAAGUAGAAGUACGCAAGGGUAUUGCGUGGAUCUGCGGUACUGCGGUCCAGAACAAUCCAGAAGCACAAAAAGCGUUCCUUAACAAUGGUGGUUUGGAGCCUUUAUUGAAUUUGUUAAAGAACAAGGAUGAAGAUAAAGAGGUGCGUUCCAAGGCGCAGUAUGCCAUCUCAGGUUUCUUGAAGCAUUUCCCCGAAGGCAUGACGGCAUUUAAAGAAUUGAAUGGUUUUGAUGCAUUUGUCGAUAUCGUGCAACGAGAUGAGGAUCCGGCAAUUGUACGAAAAGUGAUUUUCUUGUACAAUAUUUUGAUGCUUGACGACCGUGACUUGGCGAUUCUGCUUAUUCAGAAAGGAAGCAUGCAUGAUCUCGAUACGAUUAUUGCAAAGUACACGGAAGCCGACGACGAGGAUAUGGUCGAAAAGGCUUUGCGUGCGCUUUACACCAUGCUUAGCGAAUCCAAUACGCCCACGCCUCCCGAUGCCAAGAAACAUGCCCAGGAAGCGGCUUCCAAGUUUGGUCAAGCCAACUUGGGAUUGGACAAAUCCGAAUGGUCCUUGUUGGUCAAAUAAGGGAAACACUGCUUUGGUUUGCUAAAACGUGGUUAUCUUUUUUUUUCUUGGAUUUUUCAAUUGUACAUAAGAAUGUGAGUCAUACAAUCAAAUAAAAAAGCAUAGAGUAUAGUCCUCGUCAAAAGAUUCCGUGCGGAUAGAUAAGGCUAACUGUACAAUAAAAGAGAAACCAAUGUGCAAUUUUGUUA
Radiomyces spectabilis is the source of this 1132-nucleotide messenger RNA. Its product is annotated as armadillo-type protein. Gene Ontology annotation, molecular function: protein binding. The record is from RefSeq and is a predicted model, not a curated record. The coding region runs from base 60 to 944 and encodes 294 amino acids. The transcript has 7 exons. Lineage: Eukaryota; Fungi; Mucoromycota; Mucoromycetes; Mucorales; Radiomycetaceae.